UUUACAAUAUUUAUAUUUUUUGAAAAUACAUUAUUAAAAGUAAAUGUUCAAAAUCAAAUCUCUAAAUUCGAGCUUAUUGGAAGUUCAAAAUAAUAAUAAUAAUAAUAUAUAACUGAAAUUAACACCGAAACAAAGCAAGAACACAACCAAACCCUAAAUUCUCGACUCUGUUCUGGGUUCUUCAGCCUCCAUUUCUCAAGAACACAACCAAACCCUAAAUUCAUCCAAAUUUCUCAACAACAAUAAUGUUUAUUAAUCGCACGUUAGGGUUCUCACUUCGUUCCAAAUCGAAAUGGAAAGAAAAAUACAAUUUUUUUCUUUUUUAAAAAGGAAAAACACACAAACAAAUAAAUAAAUAAGAGCAACUCAGUCCCUUAGAUGUUCAUAAGAAAUUGCGAUCAUAUUCGCAAAUCAUUACAGGUCUGCAAAAAGGCUCAUCACCGUUGCCCAAAAGAAAAAAAGAAAAAGAAAAGAAAGAUGUAGCUACUCCAGUGUUCUCCCGAACGCUAUAAGAUUUGGAAAGCAAAGGGAGAGAUUGUGAAAAAGUAACACGAUCGAUAUGGCUUCCAAGGGAACGAGUCAAAUGGGAACAGAUUAAAUCCGCACUGACCAGAUAACGAAGCCCUCAAAGUACCAAUCCAAAAGAGAGAUUAGAUUUAAAAACGCAGCAAGUUGAGAGAGUUGAGAUCUGGAAGAGAGGAGGGAUUGGUUUAAAGUAUAAAUAGAAAAGUGGGAUCGAAUACAGGAAGGAUCUAGAAGCAAAAUUUGCCAAUUUAACUCUUUUUAUAUUUUGUCAAAUUAACCUCUUUUUCUUUUUUCUCUUUUAAGUUUUUAAGAUAACGAAUACCCACUUUAUCCUCAAUUUUUAGUGAAAUCACUUCUUGCUCGAUUUUUACUUCUUUUUCUAUUUGUCUUUUUCUUUGUAGUUAUGGUUUGUGUAAAAAAUGUUCUUAAAUUUUGGGUCUUUAAAAUGGGUUGUUGAUUAGAGGUCUACAAAUUGUUGGAAGGGAUUAGAUAAACAAAUGUUGAAUCUGAAUUUACAUUGGUUCUUAUAUAACAUUGUAUUCAUCAAUGUCUUAAAUUAAUUGGGUAUUCAAAAAUCACAACCCUGCUCCAUUCUUCAAUUUCUUGUUCCAUUCAAUCGAAUUCUGAUGCUAUCUCUUACACUUUCACAUUCCCUCCAACCAUUUCUCCCGCCCAACCUUCAUUUUCCUCUUCAAAACUGCAGGACUGAACGAGAAGCAAACCAACUCCACGCUCUCUCGAUCAAAACAGCCUCCUUGAAUCACCCUUCCGUGUCUUCUCCUCUUUUGGCUCUUUAUGCACAUCCCACAAUCAACAAUCUCCAAUAUGCUCAGUCCCUUUUCGACUGGAUUCAAAAACCCACUUUGGUUUCUUGGAAUUUGCUCAUCAAGUGCUACAUCGAGAACCAACGUUCAAAUGAUGCCAUUGCGUUGUUCUGCAAAUUGCUCUGUGAUUUCAUGCCUGAUUCUUUUACAUUGCCUUGUGUUCUAAAGGGUUGUGCUCGAUUGGGUGCACUACAGGAAGGGAAACAGAUUCAUGGGUUGGUAUUGAAAAUUGGGUUUGGUGUGGAUAAGUUUGUUUUGAGUAGUUUGGUCAGUAUGUAUUCUAAAUGUGGUGAGAUUGAGCUGUGUAGGAAAGUGUUUGAUCGAAUGGAAGAUAAGGAUGUAGUAUCGUGGAAUUCUUUGAUUGAUGGGUAUGCUAGGUGUGGUGAAAUUGAAUUGGCACUCGAGGUGUUUGAAGAAAUGCCAGAGAAGGAUUCUUUUUCAUGGACUAUUCUCAUCGAUGGUCUUUCGAAAAGUGGGAAGCUCGAGGCUGCUAGAUACGUAUUCGAUCGAAUGCCUAUUCGAAAUUCUGUAUCUUGGAAUGCUAUGAUUAAUGGGUACAUGAAAGCAGGGUAUUCUAACACGGCACAAGAAUUAUUCGAUCAGAUGCCAGAGAGAAGCCUCGUUACAUGGAAUUCAAUGAUCACUGGAUAUGAGCGGAACAAGCAGUUUACAAAAGCCUUGAAGCUGUUUGAGGUCAUGUUGAGAGAAGAUAUAUCACCCAAUUAUACUACUAUCCUUGGAGCUGUUUCUGCAGCUUCAGGAUUGGUUAGUCUUGGUACGGGAAGAUGGGUUCAUUCCUAUAUAGUGAAAAAUGGAUUCAAAACAGAUGGUGUGCUCGGCACGUUACUGAUAGAAAUGUACUCCAAGUGUGGCAGCGUUAAGAGUGCCCUCAGAGUUUUUCGGUUUAUAUCUAAAAAGAAAUUGGGGCAUUGGACAUCUAUCAUUGUAGGCUUGGGAAUGCAUGGAUUGGUCGAGCAAACUCUUGAGUUAUUUGAUGAAAUGUGCAGAACUGGUUUGCAGCCUCAUGCUAUUACUUUUAUUGGUGUGUUGAAUGCUUGUAGUCAUGCAGGAUUUGCAGAAGAUGCACAUCGGUACUUUAAGAUGAUGACAUCUGAUUAUGGAAUCAAGCCCACUAUCGAACACUACGGUUGCUUGAUCGAUGUUCUGUGUAGAGCAGGAUAUCUUGAAGAGGCAAAGGAUACCAUUGAGAGAAUGCCCAUCAAAGCAAACAAAGUAAUUUGGACGAGUCUACUAAGUGGUUCAAGGAAACACGGAAACAUAAGAAUGGGGGAAUAUGCAGCUCAACAUCUGAUUGAUUUAGCACCGGAUACUACUGGAUGUUAUGUUAUUCUUUCGAACAUGUAUGCCGCCACUGGCUUGUGGGAAAAGGUUCGGCAAGUAAGAGAAAUGAUGAAGGAGAAAGGAAUAAGAAAGGAUCCAGGAUGCAGUUCCAUUGAGCAUCAAGGGUCAAUUCAUGAAUUCAUCGUGGGAGAUAAGUCACAUCCUCAAACUGAAGAGAUAUACAUCAAACUACGUGAGAUGAAAAAGAAAUUGAAUGUAGCGGGACAUAUUCCCGACACAUCUCAAGUUUUGUUAUGCCUUGAAGAGGAUAAUGAGAAAGAAGCAGAACUUGAAACCCACAGUGAGAGGUUAGCAAUAGCUUUUGGUCUUCUUAAUAUCAAGCAUGGAAGUCCUAUCCGCAUCAUAAAGAAUCUUCGUAUCUGCAACGAUUGCCAUGCUGUGACUAAACUUCUUUCUCAUAUUUAUAACCGUGAGAUAAUUAUCAGAGAUGGUAGUCGAUUCCAUCACUUUAAAAGUGGGUCUUGUUCAUGUAAAGAUUUUUGGUGACUUCUCAUCUAAGUUGGUGCUAAAUCUUUCCUUCCUGCUUGAGCAACUAGCAUCGUGUUCAUCUAGUACUUGUCUUCAUGAUUUCAGGUAAUUUCUACCGUUGCAAGUUAGUGUAACUUAUGUCUUUCGAGGUUAUAAGUUUGGUUUUAAAGUUUCAUGGUUUUAGUUUCUAUGUCUCAAACAAAACAAAGGAAAUGCCUUCCUUGUGGUUUUGAAUCCCUUCGUCGACCUCUUAUCUUUCCUAUGGAUCAAUCAAUUGGUAUAUGUAUUUUAAAACCUAUAAAUAGUGUGUGCCAUCUGCCGAGAUGCUG
Cucumis melo (muskmelon) is the source of this 3508-nucleotide messenger RNA. Its product is annotated as pentatricopeptide repeat-containing protein At5g48910-like. The coding region runs from base 1152 to 3197 and encodes 681 amino acids. Gene Ontology annotation, molecular function: protein binding; zinc ion binding; RNA binding. NCBI's taxonomy places the organism in Eukaryota, Viridiplantae, Streptophyta, Magnoliopsida, Cucurbitales, Cucurbitaceae. Gene Ontology annotation, biological process: RNA modification. The transcript has a single exon. The record is from RefSeq and is a predicted model, not a curated record.